This is a messenger RNA of Psilocybe cubensis, 3963 nucleotides long. RefSeq lists its product as uncharacterized. The transcript is spliced from 11 exons. The coding region runs from base 1 to 3963 and encodes 1320 amino acids. Gene Ontology annotation, biological process: interstrand cross-link repair; double-strand break repair via synthesis-dependent strand annealing; replication fork reversal. NCBI's taxonomy places the organism in Eukaryota, Fungi, Basidiomycota, Agaricomycetes, Agaricales, Agrocybaceae. Gene Ontology annotation, molecular function: hydrolase activity; 3'-5' DNA helicase activity; four-way junction DNA binding. The record is from RefSeq and is a predicted model, not a curated record.
AUGAGCUCGGAUGGGUACUUUGAAGGCGACGACGACCUCGACUUGUCUGCUCUGCAGCAGCUAGAUGCUAUUGAAGCAGCUCAUUUUUCACCUCGCAAAACGGAACAACAGCAACAUAUUUCUACAUCCCCUAUUCCCCCUGCCAAAACCUCCAGGAAAUCAUCUUCCGAUUCGUCCUUCUAUGACCUGACAUUUGAUGUCGACGAGACCGAUUUGGCUAAACUAGAUACGUUCAUCGAAGAUUCGUACGCUGGGAAGGCACAGCCUGUUGCUGGACCUAGCAAGAUUGCACGCACGUCUUCGAAAAACAUGUUACAAACCACGCUAUUUGGAGAUGUUCUUCCGCCCUCGUCAUCCGUUAAUCCUAAUAAGCCUUCAAGAUCUCAGGCAGAGAAACCUCAGACAGAACGGCGCCUCUUUGGACAGCAGGCUCCGAAGACGAAAAGGUGGGAUCAGACUGCAUAUGCAAAGAGUGGCACGAGGAAGAGUAAAGGGAAAGGGAAGGAAAAUCAUGACUCUGACGAAGAGAAUGUCGAAUUUGAGCAAUUUCCUGCUCCGUUUAUCUCAGACCGGUAUGCCUUGUUGCAUUUGACGCCCCCUCCCAUGAAGGUGACCGCCGACCUUCUCGAAGCCAAGCACUGGAUAUACCCUAUAAACCGGCCGAAAAGAGACUAUCAAUAUAAUAUCGUCAAAAACUCCCUUUUCGAGAAUACUCUUGUUGCUCUACCAACUGGGUUGGGUAAAACUUUCAUCGCAGGUGUUGUGAUGCUUAAUUACUACCGAUGGUUUCCGGAUGGGAAGAUAAUAUUUGUCGCACCUACCAAACCUCUAGUUACUCAACAGAUCGAAGCUUGUCAUGAUACCUGUGGUAUACCAAACAUUGACAGCGCGGAAUUGAAUGGAGAGGUUCCAGCUGCCACACGGGCUAGAUAUUGGAGAGAAAAACGGGUGUUCUUCAUGACACCUCAGACUUUGAUGAAUGAUUUGGUGAAACAAAACUGCGAUCACAGAGAAAUUGUCUUGCUGGUUAUAGAUGAGGCCCAUCGUGCCAGUGGAGACUAUGCCUACAACCAAGUUGUCCGGUUUUUGAUGGCCAAAAAUCCUCAUUUCAGGGUCCUUGCUUUAACUGCUACCCCUGGUAACACUGUUGAAGCUGUUCAGACAUUAAUUGAUGGAUUGCACAUCAGUCGAAUUGAACUCCGUAAUGAAGAAAGUGUUGACCUCCAGAAAUAUCUUUUUAAAAAGACAGUAGUAACUCAUAUAAUCAAACCCAAUGAAGAUCUUAUGAAAAUCAGAGAUCUUUUGGUCAAAGUUAUGGAUCCUCAUAUUAAACAACUAAUCAAAUUCAAUGUGCUUCGGCCCAACGAAUCUGCAAUUUCUAUGCACCCAUUCCGACCACAGGCCCUGAUGUCGGAAUCGGGACCUCAACAUUUCACUGCUUUGUCUGCUCUGUCUAAACUUGCCAGAGUAAUGAUGUAUCUUCUAACGGGUUCGUUCGAGACCUGUUAUUUGUUCCUCAAUGAACUACGAACUGAGGUCGACAAGGACAUCCCGGGAGCUGCGAGGCAGAAUAAUAGCAGUAAACGAUUCAAAAACGACCCAGGAUAUGUUGCACUCAUGAAGGAGGUUGAGGCACAACGACAGGCUGGUUGGGGCAUUCACCCCAAAAUUGAAAAGUUGAAAACUAUUUUAAUUCAGCACUUUGGCUCAAAAUUAGCCGACAACAACGGUGAAGAGGAUACCAGUAAAGUCAUGGUUUUCUCUUCCUAUCGUGGGGUCGUGCAGGAGCUGGUGAACGAAUUGAAUAAAGAGAGUCCUCUUAUUCGAGCAACGGAGUUUAUCGGUCAAGGUACUGAUAAACAGGGAAAAAAGGGUCUUCAGCAAAAAGAGCAGCUUGAAGUUAUCAAGAAGUUCAAACAAGGUGUUUAUAAUGUCUUGGUUGCAACGUCUAUUGGUGAAGAGGGUCUUGACAUCGGUGAAAUCGAUGUAACCGUGUGUUAUGAUACUGAUAAGACACCCACUCGAAUGAUUCAACGUUUUGGGCGAACAGGUCGCAAACGCGCUGGAUUCAUUCACGUCUUACUAGCCGAAGGACGUGAAGAAAACAAUGUUGAGAAGGCAGAAGCAAUGUAUAAGGAGGUGCAGAAAAUGGUCAACAAAGGACAACUGUACGAGCUAUAUGAAGACGUUGAGCGUCUCAUCCCGGACCAUAUAAAACCGGAGUGUAUCGAAAAGGUUGUCGAGAUACAGCAAUAUGUCAGAGAAGACGGACGUAAGAAAGCGUCUCCAAAGAAAACUGCUGCGACAAAGAGGAAGCGAAACGAUGAUGUGGGCAGAAAUAUACCUGAUGGCGCUAGCACUGGUUUUGUUUCUGUACGAGAUCUUGUGGUCAAAGGUGCCAAGAAGACAAAAAAGGUCACCUUACCGAAGGACUUUGACGCUCUUGGGAAAGACGAUGAGACCGACGAAGAACUAGAAUCAGGUAGCAUCCUUCCCCUUCCCCGUCGAACGCAGUCUGCUAUUCCAGGUUCUUCAAAGGCUCAAAAGCCUGCAGCUAAGGGCAAGCUCAGGAAAGCAGCCACACUUGGUGGCACAAAGGCUUCGAAACCAGUAAAAAAGAAGACGAUGGAGAUACCAACCUCAAGUCAAUUUUCACAGCAAGGAAUGGAUGAUUCAGAUGAUAUGGACAUUGAGUCUGGUAUUAUCUCGCUCACAAAUAAAGGUAAAUCAAAUACCCAGUCGAAAGCCCCUGUGAAUAUGUCACCAACACCUGAGCCAUCGCCAAAGCGGAUGAAAAGGCUAGAUGAUUCUGUGAUAGAGCUUUUCGAUGAAUCUGGUGAAAGCCAUGCCUCCCCCAUCCGAAGAAGGUUUCUCCCCCGAAAUCGCAGCUCAACCCCGGAGAACACACCCGAUGACGCAGUCCAGGUUCCCAGUCCACCUCAAGAAAAUCCUGACGAGGAACACAAUCAAGACAUGUCGUGGUUAGUUGACGAAGACGACGACAAUCUUAAUUUUGAGAUCGUCGAUUCUUCUCCCAUCCGUCCCAAACUAAAAAACCCUCCUGCUCUCGAGCGAAUGCAAAUCGGAGACGAAUCCAUUGAGAUAUCGCAUCCUAUUCCUAGAGACGAGGACAUGUAUGUGGAAACAUCAGAUCCACUUGAAGCAUUGGAAGACGAUUCUAUUCAAUUCCUCGGAUCAACUUCAACUCAAGUAAGGCCCACUAAAACCCAGCAACGCUCUAGCCAAGCGUUGCCAAUCCACUCCAAGGAAAUACUGUCUUCACCGCCUAGUCAUUCAACAUCUCCUGCACAGACGACGCGCAAAGCAUCAAUGCUCCCUCCUCCUGUUCCAAAACGACUGCUGGUGUCUCCCACAAUACCAGAAUCAUCCUUCCCUGUACGUCCUGUCGGAAAUCAGGCGAAGAGACGUCGAAUUAUUUUUGAUGAACCCGAGUCUCCGAUCGUAGAGACUUCUCCUCGAGGCAAUCGUCGUCUGCAUCAUCGUGUCGAGUCCACUCCAAUUCGACAGAAACCAAAAACUAAGGGGAAAGAAAAGGCCCAAUCAAAACGGGCAAAGCCCACGAUUCUUGGUCGAAAUGCGAACGCAUUGUUUGAUGGAGAAGCAGCUCACUCUGGUGAUGAUGUCAGCGAAGGAGAUUCUAACAGCGAAGACGACGAGGAGAGCGAGUCGGAUCGAAUGUUCAUAAAGAACUCACCCGCCACUCAAAUGUCUCCAUCAUACGAACAGAGCCAGAUAUACCGUCGCAGCUUGCUUACGCAGGUUCCAGGGGAACAUGGAGGGCCCAUAUUUGCUAACAACCCCAUACGCGCACGACCAUUUGGAAGAAAUAAUGGUCCACGAUACCAGGAAUUGUCCUCCAGUUCACCACCACCGCCAGACGACGAGCUGGAUAGAUACGACCUGGGAAGCUUUGUUGUCGAUGACGACGAACCAAUAUCAUAG